CUCAGAGAGAGACUGUUCUGGUUCAAACCAGUUGGGCGCAUCGCCAUUGGAAGAAGACGGACGGUGUGAGCAAGGGCUCCGCCGCGAGCUCCAGCCGCGAGCUCCAGCCACGAGCUCCCCCACGUCCCCACACGCCAAAUACAGGAAUACGGCUCGCUGGCUCGCUCGCUCGCUCGUUCUGCUUCCCUCUGCUCCGACUGCACAUGUAAACACGCUCGGCUAUUGGUCGCGUCGCGUCACAUCACGUCACGUGACGUCCUGGCUGAAGCAAACGGGUAAAUAUAAGCGAGGGACGGGGGGCGGGAUGGGUUGAGGCUGAGCGCUGGAGAGCAGACGGCGCCGAGUCCGAACCUUCUCACGCAGACACUGGGCAGCCCGGUCCGGUCCGGUUCGGUCCGGUCCGACAUGCUCGCCACGUUCGCCACGCUCCGGUCUGUUGCUGAGGCUCCCUUCCAGCUCCGGAGUGCCGCUCCGCGACAGCCGCACGCCACUAUGACCGACGGGGAGGUGUCGCUGUUGGGCGCGGGCAUGGGCGUGGCCCUUUACCACCACACGCGGCCCCGGCGUCUCUACUGCCUGAACGGCGGCUUCCAUCUGCGCAUCCUGGCCGACGGCACGGUGGAGGGCAGCCGGGACGAGGACGACCCCUACAACGUGCUGCGUGUGAAAGCCGUCAGCAUUGGCGUCGUCGUCAUUGAGGGUAUGGAGGGGGGCUGCUACCUGGCCAUGGAUCAAGACGGGCAGCUUUACGGCUCGCCGACCCUGAACGACGAGUGCUACUUUUUUGAGAAGCUGGAGGAGAACCACUACAACACGUACAUGUCCCAGAAGUAUCGGGAGAGAAGCUGGUACGUGGGGAUCAAAAAGAACGGGCGCCCGAAAGCCGGACCCAGGACCCACAUCGGGCAGAAGGCCAUCUACUUCUUGCCCCGUGCGCUCGAAGGUGCGAGCGAAUGAAGAACGAGGAUCUGCUAACUGACCACGGCUGAACCAGCGCCUGAUCUGCUAUAGUGUCACUGUAUGGACUCAUCACUGCUGUCCCACAUCAUCCAGAACACACACACACACACACACACACACACACGCACACACACACACUAUUGCUGCUCACAGAAAUCUGGAAUUUCUGUCACUACUAAUAUGUGAUUAUUACUCACCUGUACUUGCACCGCAGUAGAAGUACUUUGCACAUUCGUGUUUGGAAUCCUUCGUGUCACUCAUUUUCGCACUAAUGAAUCACAACCGCUUCAGUUAAGUUUACUAUUUAAUUCAUUAGAUGCUUUAUUUUUUUUUACUUGAAAGUAUAAGAUGUGUCUUUCUAUAGGUUGAAAUUUCAGCUUUGCAUCUUUAAUUUAUACUUGCGUAUUUAUUUAUCGUAAGGGUACAUAUACAUUAAAUUUGUAAUAUAUAUUGCACUUCAUACAUCUUUGACUAAUGAUGAACUGUAAUUUAAAUGGUUUUACAUAAAGAACAGGUAACAUAUAAUCUAGAGAAUAUAAAUAUAGAGAAAACAGCUAAAUUCACUUCCUGAGCCUUUCCUAUGUCAUAUCAUAAGUUGUUCCGUGAGACUGCAUUUUUGCAGUAUUGCUGUAAUUUGUUGUAUAAUUUUCAACAUUUACAGUACUUCUGGCAGUGUUCUGUAUGUUAUGUGUGAUUCACACCAAGUAAACCUACUGUAGAGAUUAUAUUCACGGUCUGUGAUAAUGCAACUACUGUUAGUG
This is a messenger RNA of Scleropages formosus (Asian bonytongue), 1721 nucleotides long. It is a transcript of the gene fgf1a, whose product is annotated as fibroblast growth factor 1a. Lineage: Eukaryota; Metazoa; Chordata; Actinopteri; Osteoglossiformes; Osteoglossidae. The transcript has 4 exons. Gene Ontology annotation, molecular function: growth factor activity. The record is from RefSeq and is a predicted model, not a curated record. The coding region runs from base 406 to 957 and encodes 183 amino acids.